Maudiozyma saulgeensis is the source of this 1683-nucleotide messenger RNA. NCBI's taxonomy places the organism in Eukaryota, Fungi, Ascomycota, Saccharomycetes, Saccharomycetales, Saccharomycetaceae. The record is from the annotation of a GenBank genome assembly.
AUGUCACAGUCUUUGUUAUUAAGGAACUCUUCCUCUUUGUGGAAGAGAACCAUUCAAAAAUCUGCAUACAUAUCAUCAUACAUUAAUAAAACUAAUACAAAUAUGUCCCCAUCAAUUUUAAUAAAUUAUCCAGUUUACAAUCUUAAAAGUUUUCAUACUGGCCCUGUAAGUGGUUCACUUAAUUCACAACUCGCUAAAAAAGUGAAAACAAAAUAUAACUUUGAACCUGCUGAACCAUUAGCUAUUGAAGAUCUAAAUGAACACGUUUUGAACGCUAAAUAUGCCGUUAGAGGUUCAAUACCAAUGAGAGCAGAAGAAUUAAAAAUUCAAUUACAAAAAGAUCCAAAAUCGUUACCCUUCGAUAAAAUUAUUAAUGCCAAUAUUGGUAAUCCUCAACAAUUAAAACAAAAACCAUUAACUUUCUAUAGACAAGUUUUAUCUUUAGUACAAUACCCAGAUUUACUAAAAUCUUUAGAAAAAUCAGGUCCAAAUAAAGAAUAUAACUUAGACGCUAUAAAACGGGCUAGACGGCUAUUGAAUGCCAUAGGUGGUUCUGUUGGUGCUUACUCAAAUUCUCAAGGUGUUUAUGAAAUUAGAGAAACUGUUGCUGAUUUCAUUACAAAGAGAGAUGAAGGUGAACCAGCUUAUCCGGAAGAUAUCUUCUUAACUGCAGGUGCAUCUGCUGCCGUAAAUUAUUUGUUAUCUACUUUAAGCAGAGGUGAUAAAACAGGUGUUCUUAUUCCAAUCCCACAAUAUCCAUUAUACACAGCUACUUUGGCUCUAAAUAAUACACAUGCUUUACCAUAUUAUUUGGAAGAAAAGACUGGAUGGUCUACCAAUAUGGUAGAUAUCGAAAAAGUUGUCAAUAAAGCCAUUGCGGAUGGUGUUAAACCUUCAGUCUUAGUUGUUAUAAAUCCAGGUAAUCCAACUGGUGCUGUCUUAUCUAGAGAAUCUAUUGCUAAGAUUUUCGAAAUUGCCUCAAGACAUGGUAUUGUUGUCAUUGCUGAUGAAGUUUACCAAGAAAAUAUCUUUGGUGACGGUGAAUUUGUCUCUAUGAAAAAGGUUUUAAGAGAACUUCAGCAUGAUCAUCCAGGUCAAUUCGAUGACGUUCAAUUAGCAUCAUUACAUUCAACAUCUAAGGGUGUCUCGGGUGAAUGUGGUCAAAGAGGUGGUUAUAUGGAACUUACUGGUUUCAGACCAGAAAUCAGACAAGUGCUCCUAAAAUUAGCUUCUAUCUCAUUAUGCCCUGUUGUUACAGGUCAAGUUCUAAUUGAUUUAAUGGUUUCCCCACCUCAACCUGGUGAUGAAUCCUAUCAACAAGAUCAAUUAGAAAGAUCUGCUAUUCAUUCAGAAUUGGGUAAGAGAGCUCAAUUACUAUAUGAAACGUUUAACAGUCUGGAAGGUGUCGAUUGUCAAAAACCUGAAGGUGCCAUGUAUUUAUUCCCAAAUAUUGAAAUGCCAUUUAAAGCAGUUCAAAAGGCUCAUCAUCUAGAGAUGACUCCAGACGAAUUUUACUGUAAAUCUCUACUAGAAGCAACUGGUAUUUGUACUGUUCCGGGUUCUGGUUUCGGUCAAGUUACUGGUACAUAUCAUCUUAGAACUACUUUCUUAGCACCAGGUGAACAAUGGAUUAAGGAUUGGGCUAAAUUCCACAAGGAAUUUUUUGAUCAAUACCGUGACUAA